AUGCGCCCACACGAAGGACUUGGGCUCAAGGCGCCACUCGAUCCCGAACCAGUCAAGAAGUGGGCGGAAGAGGGUUUCGCGGUAGUUGGCGCGCGGAUCGGGGGCGAGACGGACGUGAAUGCCGCUCUAAGUACAGCCAUUGCUGCAUUGGAGGACGCAGACUUUGUGGAGAAUAAAGGCUCAUAUGCCGUCUUGGUGUAUGACCCAUCAGCGCUCCCCGCGAUCCUGGCCGGCUCGGGUUCCAUGCCCCGUAUCGUGGCGGUCGUAUCCCACGGAGCUGCAAUGUUCAGCGACGACCUGCCGAUGCUAGUCCACGUCCCUAGUCGUAUCGUGCACGAUGCGGGCCGUGAUCCUCCCCUCAAUUGCCGGGUUCACGAAUAUGACGUCGACUCGCCAUACUUUGUCGUUCCCUCCUCGGGUCCCAAGGCCUACUCGCCCCCAAAUGCGGCAUUAGCUCACUCGCGCACCCUAGCCUUUCUGCGGAAUCAGCUAAACGGACCAUACUUUGACCUAGAGGCGAUCUGGGACGAGCACACGCAUUACGAAUUCAUCGACCGCAGCGUGGAAAAGACCAUGUUGACCAUGGUAGACGAGCCGUAUGUCAACCACGUUCCGACGAUGACUGGGGGCGUUGGGCGCGAGCAACUGUCGCAAUUCUAUCGCGACCACUUCAUCUUCAGUAAUCCCGAAGAUGCGGAUUUGCUCGUCGUCUCACGCACGGUCGGCGCGGAUAGAGUCGUCGAUGAGUUUAUCUACAGCUGCACCCACAACCGCGUCAUCGACUGGCUCCUCCCCGGCGUUCCCGCGACUGGGCGCAAGAUCCAACUUGCCAUGAUGGCCGUUGUGAAUAUUCGCGGCGAUAGGCUGUACCACGAACAUAUUUGGUGGGACCAGGCUAGCGCACUGCAGCAGGUCGGGUUUUUGCCCGAAUGCGUACCCACGCCGCAGGGCCAGCUUAGGCUUCCGGUCGCUGGGUAUCGUUCGGCUGAGAUGCUCGUGGACGAGACGGCGGGAGAGGCGAAUUUCAUGCUUGGGCCCGAGUGGGGCGUGUCCAAGGCCAAGGGAAAGGGGGAUGACGAGAGCGCGGCGAAUGGUGGCGCGGCGCAUACGAAAAGGAACGGCCACGAGGAGGGUGCGGAAAAGGUCUAG
Molecule: messenger RNA, 1149 nt
Organism: Cutaneotrichosporon cavernicola
Lineage: Eukaryota; Fungi; Basidiomycota; Tremellomycetes; Trichosporonales; Trichosporonaceae
Exons: 4
Coding region: 1-1149 (382 amino acids)
Biological process (GO): polyketide metabolic process
Source: RefSeq, a predicted model, not a curated record